AUGGCGUGGACUGACCAACGGUCCCACCCAGACCCAGACCCGGAUCCAGAACCAAAACAGACCGUUUCCAGUCUCAGGACUCGCACGGCCUCAUCACCAGCCGUCCUCUUCCUCCUCCUCCUGCUCGCUGCGUUUGCGGGCCUCUGCACAGCCGGCCCUCCGAAGCCGGCCCGCCCCCCUCUCCUCUCCGGUCAGCCUUUCAUUAUUUUUUGGGGCAUCCCUGACUCCACCUGCUCAGGGAGGACGGACCCCAGGUCUUUCGGGAUGGAGCGGGCAGGUCGCGUCGCCGUCUUUUAUGAAGACACACUGGGAAACUACCCGUACUUUAUCGACCGGGACACUCCCGUCAACGGGGGGCUCCCGCAGCACAUGCGCCUGGACAAUCACCUCCAGAAGACGCAGCUGGAUCUGGAUGCAGCCUUGCCAGCUCCCAGGUACCUCGGGCUGGGGGUGCUGCGCUGGGCCGAGUGGGUCCCCCAGUGGUCCAGAAACCGAGAGAAGCAAGAGAUGUAUCGGGAGGCAUCAAGGAAGCUUCUGCAGGCUUUCUUUCCUAACUGGACCCCAGAGGAGCUGGAGAAGUGGUCAAAGGUGGACUUCGAGGCUGCAGCUCAGUCCGUCAUCACAGAAACCCUCCGAGAGGCCAGAAGGCUGCGGCCCAAAGCGCUGUGGGGCGUCUCUCCCUACCCCAGCUGCUACAACGGCGACCCCGCCCAAACUGCGUUAGCCAAUUACACCGGCAGGUGCCCCGCUUCAGAGAUGUCCCUUAAUGACGAACUGGUAUGGCUCUGGAAGCGAAGCUCCGCCCUCUACCCCUUCCUCAGUCUGGAGAAGCUGCAGGGCGGGACCCCGGGAGCAAAGCUUUAUCUGUCCAGUCAAAUUAAAGAAGCUCUUCGAAUCUCAUCUCUGUCUGGAGCAGAGCCUGAUCUGCCCGUCUUCCCUCUGGUCAAAAGUGUCUACGUCUCAACCAACACUUUUCUGUCGCAGACUGACCUGGUCAGCACGAUAGGAGAGAGUGCAGCCAUGGGAGCAGCAGGAGUCGUCAUUUGGGAGAGAAGCGAGACCAAGACUGAGAGAGAGUGCCAGGACUUGGCCGAGUUUGUCCGUAAGGUCCUGGGUCCCUACUCGACGAACGUAACCACGGCAACGCGACUCUGCUCCGCCUCCCUUUGCCAGGGAAGGGGUCGAUGCGUCCGUCAAAAUCCAGAAAGCUCUGCCUAUCUCCACCUCCCACCUCCUCCCACAGCAGCAGAAAAAGUCACUGAGAAGGCGGAGGCGGCGAAGGCCACAGAUGAGCCAGACACAGACGCUAAAGCAGCCGAACCAGAUCCAGCCGAGAUCUGGAAGAAAGACUUCCAGUGCCAGUGGUACAAGACGUUAGACAGGGACGCCUCGGACCAGCAGUCCCCCCAAGACGGAGUAUCUGUUCGGGCAACAGGAGAGGAAACUCCUGGAGCUGCAGUUAGAUCGACCACGACCUCCACCACGGGCCCCGCGACAAAACGUGCCUCUGUGACCGAGAUGAGAGGCGACGCUUCGCCUGGCACAGGAAGCCCGACGCCUUCACUGGGAGUCCCCGCGGACGGGGGGGCCGACCCCCACAAUGCACCUGACUUGACUGUCCUGCUGUUGCUGGUGGCUGGAAGCCUUUGCCUGGAACCUUAA
Messenger RNA from Salarias fasciatus (jewelled blenny), 1662 nucleotides. Its product is annotated as hyaluronidase-1. Gene Ontology annotation, cellular component: cytoplasmic vesicle. NCBI's taxonomy places the organism in Eukaryota, Metazoa, Chordata, Actinopteri, Blenniiformes, Blenniidae. Gene Ontology annotation, molecular function: hyalurononglucosaminidase activity. The record is from RefSeq and is a predicted model, not a curated record. The coding region runs from base 1 to 1662 and encodes 553 amino acids. The transcript has 6 exons. Gene Ontology annotation, biological process: hyaluronan catabolic process; carbohydrate metabolic process.